Acanthoscelides obtectus is the source of this 1556-nucleotide messenger RNA. The record is from the annotation of a GenBank genome assembly. Lineage: Eukaryota; Metazoa; Arthropoda; Insecta; Coleoptera; Chrysomelidae.
GUGCGUGUCAAUCUGCAGGAUGUGACGCGUUCACAAUGACACACGUAUCGUUCAGAUUUGGCACCGGUUGAACAAUUGCGGGAUCCUGGAGGGGGACUCAACUCACACUUUAAAACUAACACUCUUCAUAACAUUCGAAUCUAAGCUGCUUUUUAUAUCUGACGGUUGACUUUUUAGGCUUGCCACCCACAAGCACUCUCCCUUAGGUGAGUGUGGUGCGAACAUCUGUGAAUUAGUUUCAUUUGUGAUCUGUGAUAAUAACUCCUGUGAUACUUCUCUGUGUGUGAUUUUGCUAAGAAGGAAUUUCAGGAUCUCAGCUGAUAUUUAAAAAUGGCAGACGAUGACUGGUUUGCAGGUGAUGAUGAUGCACCACCCCCAGCUGUCAAACCGCUAGGGAAAAAGGUAGCAGAAGAAGAAGCACCACCACCAUCAGAAGGUGAAGCACCGGCAGGUGGCGGUGAAGCGCCUGCUGAGGGGGGAGAGGGAGAAGGGGAAAAACCACCGGAAGAGGCAGAAGAAGCAGAAUACCUUGAUCCAAACAAAUUGAUAUUAUUCAAACACUGGAUAAGGCCUCGGUUCCUGCAGUACAAAUGCAUCUACGACUACCGUAAGAGCUACUAUGAUGACGUCAUGGAGACGUUGAACAGUCGCUGUAGGGGCGUGAGGAGAAACAUUCCCCCAGCCCAGACAUGGGCGGAACGAAUGUGCAGAUUGAGGAAGGACCCGCUGUACAGAGUGGAUAGAUUCGACCGAUUCUUAGACGACAUCAAGUUGGUUACGAAGAGCGAGAUUAGCGGGAAUUUCUAUAACUACUAUUCUAAGGAACAGUUCAAUAGACGGUAUUCCAAGCUGCUUUUUUAGAUGAAAUUUUAAUUUCGAAGGCUACAUUGAUAUAUGUUUACAGUAUUCCCAAUCCCAAUUGGAGUCGACAAAAAAAAAGAACCACAAAAAAUUGUAUAAUAUUUAAAAAAAAUGGUACGACAGAGCACAAAGGCCUCUGAAUCGGUCUUCGUAGGUUUUGUAUAAAAACGCAAGAUUGAUCUACUGUUACCAUACUUAUAUUAUAAUUUUUUUUAGUUGUACUUCGAGGCCACCGAGGUAGUCGGAACAUUAGUAAAAAUUGAAUCCUACAUAUGUGGUUUUAUUUAACGACCACAAAACAUGGAUAAUCAUCAGCGUGAAAACCACACGAUAAGUUUAAGAUGUAACGUUAUUGUAAAACGUGUUUUGAUAUUGGAAGAUUAAUUAUUCUGGAACUGGGUACCUGGUUUCAAUUUUAUAAUCAGUAAACUUAGGAAAAUCACUGAAAUAUCUUCCAUAUUAUUAAUUUCAUUAAACACCAUGGAAAUAAAAACAACUUUAAUUACGUCGAUGGUGUAAUCUCUUGAAUUUAGCUAUUGCGUAAGAUUUUCUCUGAAUUUAAGUAUUGCAGACUUCUAGAAUUGAUAGUAAUAUUAUUUACGGCAAAUUCAUCGAACAAAACUUUGAGACUGAAGUUGUGGUACUAUAGAAAUUUGACUUAAUUUUUCAUGAUGCCUUGUGUAUUUAUGUGCUAC